This is a messenger RNA of Dendroctonus ponderosae (mountain pine beetle), 2699 nucleotides long. Its product is annotated as leucine-rich repeat-containing protein 40. Gene Ontology annotation, molecular function: protein binding. The record is from RefSeq and is a predicted model, not a curated record. The transcript is spliced from 12 exons. NCBI's taxonomy places the organism in Eukaryota, Metazoa, Arthropoda, Insecta, Coleoptera, Curculionidae. The coding region runs from base 202 to 2043 and encodes 613 amino acids.
UUAGUUUCCUACAUGUGCCAGAAAGAAACAGCCAGGUCACAGCAUCAUCCCAUAUAAUCUCGUUUUGACACUCAGCUGAGAAUGUAAAGCAUCUAACCAAAGAAAAUAGUGGCCAUCUACUCUGCCUUCUAUGGGAAAUUGCUUGCUGGUGAACCUUUGCUGAGUCCGCCACUCAUCAGCUAAGUUUCACGUAAAAUCAAGAUGAGCGAACCAAGAAACAAACAUUUGCUGGUGAAAAACAGACGGAAGCUAAUAAGCCCCGUUUUCCACUUACAAACCCAGCAGGAGGACGAAAAGCACCUUUCCAAGGAGACUAUUAAGGAUGUCAAGAGGACUGGAGUGUUAAAAUUGCAUGCCAAGCACUUGUCUUCUGUUCCCAGUCGUGUCUUCACAAUGUACGAUGAAGAGGACCUACCAAAUGGGGUCAGCCUGGAUUUUAAUCAGUCUUGCAAAGAUGAGCUGUGGUGGAACAUUAAACCUUUAACAAACCUAGAUUUAAGCUCUAACGUUAUAACAGAGUUACCCGGUAAAAUCGGCAUCUUUCAGGACUUGCUUACACUCAAUCUACACGACAACUCUCUAACAUGUCUGCCUGAGGAAUUAACUAGUCUAACUAAAUUAACAAAGCUCUUUAUUAAUCGUAACAAAAUUAACCAACUGCCAAAUGAUAUUAGUAAACUUGCGGAAUUGAGGGUACUAAAACUAAGCCAUAAUUGUCUGGAGCAACUGCCAGACAGUUUGGUGGAUUUGGUGAUGUUAGAGAAACUGGACUUGUCCAAUAAUUUAAUCAAGCAAUUACCGUCUGGGAUUGGCUUUUUAGUGCGUUUAACCGAACUGGAUGUUUCCAACAAUCAGUUAAAGACUUUGCCGCCAGAUAUUGUGAACUUGCGAAACCUGGCCAUUCUCGAUAUCAAUCACAACAGUAUAGAAAAACUGCCCGAAAGUCUAGGAGAGUUUCGCAAGCUCCAAAUAUUGCACGCGCAACAUAAUGAUAUCCAGGAAAUUCCUGAUUUUACCGGCUGUGAAUGCAUACAGGAAAUCUAUUUUGGAAACAACUUUAUCAAGGAAAUCCCUGAUGAACUUUGCGAAAACCUGCAGCAGUUGAAGGUGUGGGAAUUGAGGGAUAAUCAGAUCACAGUCCUACCUCAGGACAUUGUUAAACUAGCUCAUCUAACCAAACUAGAUGUGACCAACAAUGAAUUAACCGAGAUUCCUGCAGUAGUCGCGCUUCUGCCGCAUCUGCAGUCUCUGAAAAUUGAGGGCAACAAGCUAAAGCACAUACGAGCGGACGUUGUCCAUACAGGAACUCAGAGGAUUCUUCAAUUUUUACGCGAAAAACUCAGCGAUGAGGACCUCAAUGCGCUCAGCAACGGUUUUGAAUCAGCUCCAAUCGAAGCCUGUGUCUUUCCCGAUAGAUAUAAAAUGCGCAAUGGCAACAUACUGAACCUGACCAUGAAGGGCCUCACUUCCAUACCGGACGAAGUGUUUAUUGAAGCUAAGGAGGCCCGAGUUGCGAGUGUGGAUCUUUGCAAAAACAAGUUGGGACUUGUGCCCGUUGGGUUGCAAAUGCUUUCGGAAUUCCUCACGGAGCUAAAUUUAUCCGCAAACCAGCUCAAGGAAGUUCCUGAAGAACUAGCCAAGUUAGCAAAGCUGAAGUUGCUAGAUUUGAGCAGCAACUCGCUGAAUUCUUUACCAAUAGCCAUGGAGAGCAUGGUGAAUCUACGCGAGCUUGUUCUGUUGAAUAACAGGUUCAACAAGAUUCCUGAUUGCGUCUUCGGAAUGGUCGGCCUAGAAAUUCUCAUGCUGAACGACAACGGUUUGACGGAAAUCAAUAUCGAGGGGCUGCAAAAGCUAAGCAGAUUGGCCACAUUGAAUCUGUCGAACAACAGCAUCAGCUUUGUGCCACCAGAGUUAGGGAAUAUGACACAGAUAAAAUGGCUGGAGCUGAAGGGAAAUUCGUUUCGUCAGCCUCGAUAUGCCAUUCUGGAGCAAGGAACCGAGUCAAUUCUCUCUUAUUUAAGGGACAAAAUUGUGACUCACUAAUUCCAUGUGUUUUUCUGGAUUAAGAGUUUGAGAACUGGAACAUUUUCAUACUCAAGUGCAACUAUUGUGAUUACGUUUAGUUUACACCAAGCCAUUCAUUCAAGUAUUAACUUAUAUGUAUAUUGUAGAUGUAUUUAGUGGAAGUUACCUUAGGCAUUUAACCCGUACAAAUUUUGAAUGCAAUCAUUGCUCACAUGGUAAUUCUAAUUAUGUAUAUUUUUAUAUCGAGCUUUAUAUAUUGAGAUAUUGCGUAAUUUGCAGCAAUGGGAGGCUUUAGAAUAUUUAAGUGGAAAUAAGGUACUUCCAAGAAAAAAAUUGUGGUAUUGUACAAUGCUGAAUUAUUGUUAAAGAAUACCAAAUUUUCGUUGUCUUCAAAGAAAUAUUUGCGUGUUUACCAAAAAAUCUCAAAGUUACUUUCGUGGAUGCUACACUUUAUUUUGCAAUUAAAUUGUUCUAGUCAAUUAAGCAACCCAACAAAUCACUGGCAUUCAUUUCUUUAUUAUAAAAUAUCUGUAACAAACUAAGUAAGUAUUAAUCUUAGCAUUAAAUGAAGAAGUAGUUCAUAACAUAGGAGCAACUUAUUUACUACCUCUUUGUUUUCUAUUCAGUUCACCAACCAAUCAACACAGUUCAAUAAAUGAUCAAGUUACUGGGAA